CCGCCCAGGAGGUUGAAAGUCUUGGGGGUCAUCAUAGCCCUAGAUUUCUCCCAGAAGUUCUCAAGCUCCAGCACCCAAACGCAGAAGACUCCGAAGCUGCUCUCUUCGCAAUCCCACCGGCAUUCGCGCUCCUAGAUCCUUGCCAGAGCGGGACCGAGGGUGCUUCGAAGAUACCCCUUCGGACGUCAGCCAGGAACAGCGAGGCUGGCGCACCCCAGUCCUCAAAGUUGCCCGUUGAUUGCCUGCAACCUGCAUCGCCGUCGGAGGCGGAGAUAGAGCCUGGGAUGACGGCCGAAAGCCCUCAACCGACGGGUUGCGCGGUGAGCCGGCCCGACGCCGAAGCCGAAGCCGCCUCUAGGCUUCCCGCGCUGGUGAAGAUGGAGCCGGCACCCCCCGGAGAGGCCCUGGAGCCGGAGCCGUCGGAAGAAGACGUGAUGGGAGGUUCGCGGCCUAUCGGGCGCCGCAGGAAACGGCCGGUCCAGCGCGGGAAACCCCCGUACAGCUACAUCGCGCUCAUCGCCAUGGCCAUCGCGCACUCUCCGGAGCGCCGCUUGACCCUGGGCGGCAUCUACCGCUUCAUCACCGAACGCUUCCCCUUCUACCGCGACGGGCCUCGCAAGUGGCAGAACAGCAUCCGCCACAACCUCACGCUCAACGACUGCUUCGUUAAGGUGCCCCGAGAGCCCGGCCGGCCGGGCAAAGGCAGCUAUUGGGCCCUCGACCCCCACGCCCGAGACAUGUUCGAGAGCGGCAGCUUCUUGCGCCGCAGGAAGCGCUUCAAGCGCAGCGACCUUUCCACUUAUCCGGCCUACAUGCACGAGGCGCCGGCCCAGCCCGUGGGGCCUUCCCUGAGCUCGGCCUACGCCCCUCCUGCUGCUCUCUGCUAUCCUUCCCAGCCGCCCCUUUUCAGCCUGGGGCCCCUUAUGGCCCAGCCAAGCCCGGAGCUGGUGCAGCAGCAUAGCCUGGACAUAAACACUUCUCCCGGCAAUGCCUGCUCCUUUGCUGGGUCCGCAGCUUACUCCAACCAGGCCUGCACCUCAGCCUCUGGCCUAGGCAGGGCCCACAACACCAUGCCUUACUCUUAUGCCAUCCCCAGUGCCCAGCAGCUCCAGGUUAACCAAGGCUCUUAUUCCCAGAGCAGCAACAGUAACCUCUUUGGGGCUUCUGCCCGUCUAGGAGUACCUACCUCACCCCCCAUCACUAAUGACAGCAUGGAUUUCUAUGGUAGGAUGUCGCCUAGCUCCUACAGCUCUUUGGCUCACGGGUACAAUGCCAGUGGGCAGCUCAGCAGUCCCGGAGCCUACCUGCGCCACACCUCUUACCCCAGUAAUAUGGAAAGGUUCGUUUCGGCCAUCUGAAGCCAAGGAGGAACUUGGUUGGGGGAAAAAGAGAGCAAGGCAGGGCAGGGGGAGGGUGAGACCUCCGGUUAUAUUAUCUUCCCCUUUGGGCUUAGAUUACCAUCACGAGCACGUUACCCUGCACUGGCAGAAGGGUUGUGUUCAUUCGGUGCGCCUGCACAUCGAUAUGCCAAUCGGCGCCAUUAUUUAAGUCUGUAAGAGGAACAGGACAAUGGAGGUGUCCACAGUACAAGGCUGAUGUAAAGAUUUAACUUUGUGAAGUGAAUGCACUAUACAGGAUGAAGCUAAUGACUCUGCUGCGUAGGUGUGGCUGUUGAGAAGACACAGGGGACCCUUUCGUGCUGUGAGCUAUGAAACGCACCACCUGUCAAAACCAAAGGCAAUGCAACAUAUUAGACCUUUUUGUGUGCUUUUCCAUUCCUGUUAACUCUCCUCCACUUUUUCUUUUGUGAGCUCCCUCUUUAUAAAAUAAUCUGUUGUAGCAGUAGCCUCAAUAAGUAGUAAGCUUUUUCUUUUUCAUUUUUUUUACCUAGCCCAAUUAUUAGCAAUAUUAUGAAUAACUAGUAGGUGUAUGCUUAAUACCCUCGAUGUCAAGUUUUCAGUGACUCACAAGUUCAUUUGGAGAAAUAAAUGUGGAGUCAAUGAUUCACCCUUCUGUUUGAAUGCUUUCUGCUGGCUUUGGAAAUGCAAUAAAUAACCUUUGAAACUGA
Molecule: messenger RNA, 2068 nt
Organism: Pantherophis guttatus
Lineage: Eukaryota; Metazoa; Chordata; Lepidosauria; Squamata; Colubridae
Gene: FOXE1
Product: forkhead box E1
Biological process (GO): cell differentiation; anatomical structure morphogenesis; regulation of transcription by RNA polymerase II
Molecular function (GO): RNA polymerase II cis-regulatory region sequence-specific DNA binding; DNA-binding transcription factor activity, RNA polymerase II-specific
Source: RefSeq, a predicted model, not a curated record